AUGCGCCUCCUGCUGCCUCCAUCGCAGCUACUGCUGCUUCUCGCGGUGCUCACAGCUUCCUCCGCCACCACCACAUUUCGACCAGAUUGGAACCGUCUGCGCGGCUUGGCCUGGGCCCGGGUAGAGACCUGUGGAGGAUGACAGCUGAACCGCAUGAAGGAGGUGAAGGCCUUUGUCACCCAGGAUAUCCCAUUCUACCACAACCUGGUGAUGAAACACCUCCCGGGGGCCGACCCCGAACUCGUGCUGCUGGACCAACGCUACAAGGAGCUAGAGCGCAUCCCACUCAGCGAUAUGACACGCGAGGAGAUCAACGCGCUAGUGCAGGAACUCGGCUUCUAUCGCAAGGCGGCGCCGGACGCGCCAGUGCCCCCUGAGUACCUGCAGGCGCCCGCUAGGCCAGACGAGAGCGCCACGGACCACACCUCCGACCUGUAG
Molecule: messenger RNA, 438 nt
Organism: Chrysochloris asiatica (Cape golden mole)
Lineage: Eukaryota; Metazoa; Chordata; Mammalia; Afrosoricida; Chrysochloridae
Gene: SELENOM
Product: selenoprotein M-like
Exons: 5
Cellular component (GO): endoplasmic reticulum lumen
Molecular function (GO): oxidoreductase activity
Source: RefSeq, a predicted model, not a curated record